Molecule: messenger RNA, 1054 nt
Organism: Brassica napus (rape)
Lineage: Eukaryota; Viridiplantae; Streptophyta; Magnoliopsida; Brassicales; Brassicaceae
Product: UPF0725 protein At1g19060-like
Exons: 6
Coding region: 1-738 (245 amino acids)
Source: RefSeq, a predicted model, not a curated record
AUGGCGUCUUUUGGGGUCGAAUUCAACGAGGAGGACUUUGGGUUUCUUCGAGUCAAGAAAAUACCUCCGUGGAGAUUCGAGAUAUCGGAGUCUGUAGUGAGAGAUCUUAGCAAAGAUAUCGUAGCUGCAUGGAACCACGGAGUUCACAGCUUAAAUUCCUUGAGCAGAGGAGGAGACUGGAUCAAGUUCUUCAAGAUUGCUGGAUCACUAUAUCUCCUCAAACUGAUCGUAUCCCGUUCGUUGGCAACAUUUCUCUUCACAGGUGGUGAGACAACUGGUGGUGCUAGUGAGACAACUGGUGUGUUCGCACCACCAGGAAUCUAUGAUUCAGUGGAUGGAGCACUGCCUAAUUGGCCUUCAGAUGCUGAGAUCCAACGACUUUACACGGUAGAUAGAUCAGAGUUGCUGAGCACCCACUGGAUUCUUUUGUACCUCGAGCUUGUUCUUUGCAUUGAAUAUGGCUAUGGCAACUUUUCAGAGGACAAAGUCUCCAGUCUGGAGCUUGUGAAGGUGGCUAUAGAAACUGACGAUGAGACUCCGCUCCAGGCCAAAAGUUCAGUCCUCUAUAUAGCUUUUAGAGGACUGGCUAUUGAUGGUACUGAUGAGUCAGUUGAACGGAAAGCUGUGAUCAAAAGCAUGUUCAACGAGCUUACAGGAUCUUUGGCUCUCCAGGGUAUCUUAUGCAACCGAGAAACUCCUAUGAGUGCGGAAGAGUACUUCAAGUUUGCUUACAUAUAGGCAGACGUCUCUUAUUCCAGUAUCUGUUGUUUUUUUUUUCUUUUAAUUAUUUGGUGUAAUAAUAUAACUAUUUCUGUGUUUGCUUUUGGAUUUGAAUAACAAUGAGCUAUUAAUUUACUGUUUGGUUUCAAAGCAUUUAAGUUAACAAAAACAAUUCAAGCAAAAUGAUCUAAGGAUACGAACCAAUGUUCUUAAGCCUCACGUUCUCUUGAUGGACCGGCAGAAAAUGACGCUCAAAAUAGCCUAUCUUGGAUUAGCCUGAGCCUUCGCUCUCCCAAAGAAAAAGUAUACACAUGAGGUAUAUUUCUUUUGCCCC